CCACUACAACACCCACAACCAUAACCAAACCCACUACAACACCGACAACCAUGACCAAACCCACUACAACAGCCACAACCAUGACCCAACCCACUACAACACCUACAACUAUGACCAAACCCACUACAACAGCCACAACUAUGACCCAACCCACUACAACACCUACAACUAUGACCAAACCCACUACAACACCUACAACCAUGACCCAACCCACUACAACACCUACAACUAUGACCAAACCCACUACAACAGCCACAACCAUGACCAAAACCACUACAACACCCACAACCAUGACCAAACCCACUACAACAGCCACAACCAUGACCAAAACCACUACAACACCCACAACCAUGACCAAACCCACUACAACAGCCACAACCAUGACCAAACCCACUACAACACCAACUUCAACAACUGUAGCCACGACAAGUACAACACGUGCAGCUCCAACAACAACCAGAACGACCACAGCUGCUCCGACUACAACUACUCCUCAAACCCUGACCCCAGCCACUACACCUGCUUCCCGCUGCUCCGUGAACGUCACGGCCGUCAGCGUGGUCUCUGGCGUUGCCGUGGUGAGGUUCAGCAGCGCUGGCGUGUCCUGUAACUUCAGCAUGUUUACAGACGACGCUCUGCCGUUCGCCGCCGUGGCCUGUUAUCCGGACGGAGAGUCCCGGACCGAGUUCAGCUGCCGGGUCUCCGGGCUGGACCCCGGGACUCAGUACCGGGUCACCGUGGUGUCCAGGACGGACGGAGAGAGGAGCAACGUGUCACUGCGCACAGCGCCGGCGUGCGUCCGCGGCCUCCAGGUGGCGCCCUCCGCCCCAGACGGUCUCUGCGUUUCCUGGCGGGCCGGUCUGGGCCAGAGCGAGCGCUUCAGGGUUCUGCUGAUGGACCGGGACGAGGUUCUGCUGGAGAACGUCACUCUGCCAAACAGCUCUGCCUCCGCUGAGCUGCACGGCCUGCAGCCUGGGACACGGUACACCGUCACCGUGGUAACCGAGGCCGUCGGCCUGCAGAGCUCCGCCUCCAAACAGGCAUUCACAGCCCCUGGUCCUGUGCAGCAGCUGCGUGUCCGCCACGCUGAUGAAACCUCUGUGAGCGUUGUGUGGAGUCGCCCUCUCGGUGAAUGGGACAGCUUCACAGUGGUGCUCCGCCAGGCGGACGCCAGCGCCAUCCUGUCUCUGAGGAAUCUCUCCGGGGAGGCCAGAGAGUGCACCUUCAACAUCCUGGCCUCAGGACGCCUGUACACCAUCACCGUCACAACCAACAGCGGCAACGUGAGCAGCUCUGCCGCUGUGACCGCCCAGACACGUCCGGCCCAGGUCGGUGGUCUGCGGGUCUCUAACCUCGGAAGCACCGACAGCCUGCAGACGCAGUGGGAACGUGCCGCUGGAGACCUGGACUCGUACCGCGUCCUGCUGGUACACGACAGCAGCGUCAUCAAGAACGAGAGUGUGGCGGCGGAUGCCACCAGCAUCGUGUUCCACGCUCUGAGACCUGGCGCUCUCUACCGGGUGGUGCUAACCUCGGUCAGAGCCGGACAGACGUCCAGACAGAGCGUCGCAGAGGGACGCACCGCCCCGGCUGCAGUUGCCGAGGUGAUGGUCAGUAAUAAUGGCCGUAUGGACUUCCUGAGCGUAUCGUGGCGGGCUGCUGCUGGAGACGUGGACGGCUACGUGGUGACCCUGAGCGACGGCAGGAAGACGCUCCACACCGUCUCCGUCUCCACGUCCAGCACCGAGUGUGUCUUCAACUCGCUGGUGUCCGGACGCCUCUACAACGUCUCCGUCAGCGCCCGCAGCGGUGCCCAGCUCAGCCACACUGUCGUCCAGGAGAGGACACAGCCGGCGCCGGUCCAGAACCCGACAGCGACGCACGCCGCUCGGGACGACUACCUGAAGGUGUACUGGCGCCCGGCGGCCGGAGACUUUGACUUCUACGUGGUAUCCAUCAAGCACAACAACGCGUUCGUACAGAACCAGACGGUGUUGGCGACGCAGAGCGAGUGUGUGUUCAGCGGUCUGGUACCCGGCAGACUCUACACCGUGCUGGUGAGCACCUGCAGCGGGAUGUCCCAAACCAGCACCUCCACCCACGGACGCACCCUUCCAGCGGCGGUCCGGUCUCUGGUUCUGGUGGGCCAGGGGACAGAGGACUUGCGUGUGACGUGGUUGGCUGCUCCGGGCGAUGUGGAUCACUACGAGGUGCAGCUGCUGUUUAACGACAUGAAGGUGUUUCCCCCAGUGACGCUGGGCGCCGGCGUGGGAGCGUGCUCGCUGGCCUCGCUCACGCCCGGACGCCUCUACAAGAUCCUGGUGUCUACCUUCAGCGGGCCGAACCAGAGGGCCCGCUUCAUCCAAGGACGCACAGUUCCCAGUAAAGUGAAGAACAUCCAGGUGACUAACGACGGUGACAGCAGCAGUCUGAAGGUGAGCUGGACUCCCGGCCCGGGCGACGUGGACGGAUACUCGGUGUUUCUGUUCCGAGACGACCGACAGCUGGACGUCCGGCCCGUCCUCAAACACCACAACGAGGUGACGUUCGGCUCGCUGCAGCCGGGACAGACGUACAACAUCACGGUCCAAUCUAUCAGUGGAGAACUGCUCAACAACAACACGGCCGCCGGACGCACAGUGCCGGUGGCGGUGACGGCGCUCCAGGUGGAGGAUCUCUCAACCUGCAGCCUGGCGCUCCGCUGGCAGGAAGCUCUCGGCGUGUCGGACGGCUACUUCCUGCAGCUCCUGGACGAGAGAGGAAGUCUGCUGACUCACUCCUUCCAGCCCUCCGGACACACAGCGUUCAGGUUCGAAGGCCUCACCCCAGGGAAAAAGUACCGAGUCAUGGUCCAGACCACCAGUGGGGGGGUCCACAGCCCAGGGGUCAGCGCCGAUGCUCGCACACGCCCUGCAGCCGUCACCGAUCUCUCCGUUAAAGCCAACUCAACCAGCGCUCUGUCGUUCCGCUGGUCUCCGCCUGAAGGGGACUUCGACCGUUACGAGAUCUCGUUGUAUAAAAGUGACGACUCGCUGCAGGAGCGACGCCGCAGCCAGUCCAGCAGUCAGCAGGUUUCCUUCCAGGGUCUCCGACCCGGCGCCGCGUACCGCAUGGUGGUGGUCACGCUUAGCGGAGAACACAGCAACCAAUCAGCUGUCUGGGCCCGCACAGUCCCAGCCGUUGUGGCAUCUCUGACGGCUCGCAGUGGGAACCAGUCUGACGCCCUGUGGGUGAGCUGGGAGCGUGGCGGUGGCGAUCUGAGCAGCUUCCUGCUGUCGCUCUACAACCCCGACGGCUCUGAGCGCGCCGAGCAGCCGCUGGGUCCAGAGGUCAGCCAGUUCGUCUUCUCCGACCUGGUUCCUGGGCGGCGGUACCGGGCCGAGCUGAAGAGUCUCAGCGGAGAGCUGAGCAACAGCGCCAGCACGCUGGGACGCACCGCUCCGAACCCUCCCAGCUCCUUCCUGUUUGGAGGGGUCACCAACACCUCCCUGGAGAUCACGUGGAGCGUUCCUGCCAACUCCGACUUCGACGACUUCGACCUGGAGUGGACUCCUCGGGACCAGCUGGCAGUUAUCAACCCGUACCACAGCCCCACAGCGGGCAGCCGCAUCCUGAGAGGGAUGUUCCCCGGCCGGCUGUACACCUUCAGCCUGCGCAGCGUCAGCGGCAUCGCCGAGCCCACGCGCACCUACAGCACACCCAUCCACAACAGCAUCCGCACCAAGCCGGAGCGAGUGCACGGCCUGCACUGCCGUCCUCAGAGCUCAACCUCUAUCUCGUGUUCGUGGGCGCCGCCGGAAGCCGAUUUUGACUCGUACACCAUUGAGUGUCUGCGUCAGGACUCGCAGGUCCUAGUCUACUCCCGACGCACCGGCAGAGACGCCACCACAUACCGCAUCACACAGCUGGAGCCGCACCGACGCUACAGCGUCUCUGUGAAGGUCAUUUCGGACCGGACGACCAGCGAGGAGGCCCGGGACAGCGUGGUCACCAUGAUCGACCGUCCCCCGGUGCCCCCCCUCAGUACUCGGGUCAGCGACCGCUCCGCCAUCGUCACCAAGUCCUCCAUCUUCUUCAGGUUUAACUGCAGCUGGUUCAGCGACGUCAACGGAGCCAUCAAGUUCUUUGCUGUGGUGGUGACCGAGUCUCAAGGUGUGGAUGAGCAGCAGCCGGAGCAGCAGCACCCUCUGCCCUCCUACCUGGAAUAUAAAUCCAACAGCUCCAUAAAAUGCUACCAGAGCGGCUUCUUCCGCAGUCAGUGCAGCGACAGCAGCGUCGGCAGCAACCAAAGCUUCCAGAUCACCGUGGGCACGGGGAUGGACUCACUGGGUGGCUCCUGUGAUCCAGAGACCCGCAGAGACCGGAACCUGUUCUGUGACGGACCACUGAAACCCAAAACUGCCUACAGGCUCAGUGUCCGAGCGUUCACUCAGCUGUUUGAUGAAGAGAAGAAUGACUUCAGCUCUCCGCUGUACAGUGACACGUACCUGUCACUGCCGGUCGUCACCGAGCCAGAGCCUCUGAGCGGCGUGAUCGAGGGAAUCAGCGCCGCCAUGUUCCUCAUCGUCAUGAUGGUGGGAGUCACCGUUCUGCUGGUCUGCAGACAGAAGGCUCGCAAAGUGGUGGAGGAGAGAAUGAGCAUCAGGAUGAACAUGAGGAGAGAUGUUCCAACUUCAGUCCUCCACGGAGUCAGAGGGAACCGCCGAGUGUCCAGUCCCAUAAAGACGGUGAACUUUGAGAGUCAUUUCAUCAAACUGCAGGCCGACUCCAACUACCUGCUGUCCCAGGAGUACGAGGACCUGAAGGACGUGGGCCGGAACCAGCCGCUGGACUCGGCUCUGCUGCCAGAGAACCGCGGCAAGAACCGCUACAACAACAUCCUGCCCUACGACUCGACGAGAGUGAAGCUUUCCUACGUAGACGAUGAUCCGUGCUCCGACUACAUCAAUGCCAGCUACAUCCCUGGUAAUAACUUCCGGAGGGAGUACGUGGCGACCCAGGGUCCUCUGCCGGGAACUAAAGAUGAUUUCUGGAAGAUGAUCUGGGAACAAAACGUCCACAACAUGGUGAUGGUCACGCAGUGUGUAGAGAAAGGGAGGGUGAAGUGUGACCACUACUGGCCCUGUGAUCAGGACUCUCUGUACUACGGAGACAUGAUCGUCCAGAUGUUGUCUGAGUCUGUCCUCCCUGAGUGGACCAUCCGGGAGUUCACCAUCUGCAGCGACGAGCAGCGCAGUGUGUCCCGGCUGGUCCGUCAGUUCCACUACACCGUGUGGCCGGACCACGGCGUCCCCGACACCACGCACUCCCUCGUCCAGUUCGUACGCACCGUCAGGGACUACGUCAACAGAAGUCCUGGAUCAGGACCCACCGUGGUGCACUGCAGUGCUGGUGUGGGUAGGACAGGGACCUUCAUCGUUCUGGACCGGGUCCUGCAGCAGCUGGACACCAGGGACACUCUGGACAUCUACGGUGCCGUCUUCGACCUGCGGCUCCACCGAUCACACAUGGUGCAGACGGAGUGUCAGUACUCGUACCUCCAUCAGUGUGUCCGGGACGUCCUGAGAGCUAGGAAGCUCCGCAGUGAGCAGGAGAACCUCCUCUGCCCCAUCUAUGAGAACUACAACUCCCAGAGAGGGGAGAACCUCAACUCCCAGAGAGGUGUGAACUACAACUCCCAGAGAGGUGUGAACUACAACUCCCACAGAGAGCCGCUGGGCAGCAGACGCUAGAGGUUGUAAUGACUACUGAUCCAUUACUACAGGGAAACAUGGCAAUUCUAUUUUUAUAUUUUAUAUCAGUGUUUAUAUUUGAAGCAUCAGAAAACUUUAUUUAUGUAACAACAGAACUGUACAUAAAGGCUACUUCAUAUCUGAGUGUGUGUAUAUGUAUAUUUUUAGAUAUUUCUUCUGUUUUAAAUUAUGUUUCGUCUCCGGGUUUUAAUAUUAGCUUUAAUAAUACACACACACACACACACACACACACACACCUACACACACACCUACA
This is a messenger RNA of Perca flavescens (yellow perch), 6006 nucleotides long. It is a transcript of the gene ptprbl, whose product is annotated as protein tyrosine phosphatase receptor type B, like. Gene Ontology annotation, biological process: angiogenesis; peptidyl-tyrosine dephosphorylation involved in inactivation of protein kinase activity. Bases 51 to 5732 code for a protein of 1893 amino acids. Lineage: Eukaryota; Metazoa; Chordata; Actinopteri; Perciformes; Percidae. Gene Ontology annotation, cellular component: signaling receptor complex. The transcript has 29 exons. Gene Ontology annotation, molecular function: protein tyrosine phosphatase activity; cadherin binding. The record is from RefSeq and is a predicted model, not a curated record.